Messenger RNA from Alternaria infectoria, 285 nucleotides. RefSeq lists its product as uncharacterized. Lineage: Eukaryota; Fungi; Ascomycota; Dothideomycetes; Pleosporales; Pleosporaceae. The record is from RefSeq and is a predicted model, not a curated record. Bases 1 to 285 code for a protein of 94 amino acids. The transcript has 2 exons.
AUGAGCGGUAACGUCGCUGGAAAUUCUGAAGCAGGUCGCCCGCGCAAAGAGAUUGUGAAAGGAGCCCUCGAGCAAUUACAGAGCACCGUACUGAGCGCACGAGACCUGGCUUCGGACGCAAAUGAGCAGCUAGCAGUAUUGCUGACUUCGAAAGACGAAGCCGACCGAGUCAAGUGUGGACAGGAGAUGGCCGACCUACUGUCUUGCUGCAUCGAUGAUGUGAUUGAGGCCUUCAAGACGUUGAGGCUCCUGGUGAAGGAACUGGGUAACCGCCGUGGUCGGUAG